This is a messenger RNA of Onychostoma macrolepis, 4322 nucleotides long. RefSeq names its product limb and CNS expressed 1 like (gene lix1l). The record is from RefSeq and is a predicted model, not a curated record. Lineage: Eukaryota; Metazoa; Chordata; Actinopteri; Cypriniformes; Cyprinidae. The coding region runs from base 337 to 1404 and encodes 355 amino acids. Gene Ontology annotation, biological process: autophagosome maturation. The transcript is spliced from 6 exons. Gene Ontology annotation, cellular component: cytoplasm.
UAAACAUGUAGGCUAUAGCUAAUAUUUAUAAACGGCGACGUUUAGAUUGAUUUGGUUUCAGAGAUUUGUGCAUUUGGGAAGGUUUGGCCGGACGUGCCACGUCACACAGCGUGAAUCCAUCUAUUGGUCAAACAGAAGCAUAUGCUGCUCCUUUUUCCUCCCUAUGGCAGUUUUACGCCCCAAACAGUAAAUAAUAUUUUGCCCAAUCAGCUUAACAAAGCUCAUACCUUCGAGAAAUACUUUUCUGUUUGUCAUAUGCAUUUUUAAUCGGCUUUGCAAUCGUUUGUGGCAGUCGUUCCCUUUGUGUUGGUUUCUUUUGCAACACUUUUCGAGACAAUGGAGUCUCUUCGCCAUCAGCGCUUACAGCCCGGCAUCGGAUACGGAGCGAGCGCGACCGGGACUCUCCGGUCCCUGCGGCCCGGUGUAACCGGCACUCUUUCCUCGGCUCAGGGUUCUCACGUCUCGGUGUCUGCCUCCCCGGGGCCGCCGCCACCUCCGCCGCCCCUCCAGCUUCACAGCCUCGGGUCCGGUAUCAUGGGCAGCGGGUUCGGUUCGGUGGACAUGUCGGCGGGUCUGGGUCUGUCCAAUCCCAGCAACCCGGCGGUUCUGAGAGAGGCAGUGGACGCGGUGGUCCGGAGCUUUGCCAAACACACGCAAGGAUACGGCAGGGUGAAUGUUGUGGAGGCCUUGCAGGAGUUCUGGCAGAUGAAGCAGUCACGAGGUGCUGACCUGAGGAACGGGGCUCUUGUCGUCUAUGAGAUGGUCCCAUCCAAUAGCCCCCCUUAUGUCUGCUACGUCAGUCUCCCUGGGGGAAGUUGCUUUGGGAGUUUUCAGUUCUGCCCGACCAAAGCUGAAGCAAGACGGAGCGCGGCCAAAAUUGCCCUAAUGAAUUCUGUUUUCAAUGAGCAUCCAUCUCGACGCAUCACAGAUGAAUUCAUAGAGAAGAGUGUGUGUGAGGCUCUAGCCUCUUUUAAUGGAAACAGAGAAGAAGCUGAUAACCCUAGUACAGGCAUCGGUGCUUUUCGGUUCAUGUUAGAGUCUAAUAAGGGGAAAUCUAUGCUAGAGUUCCAGGAACUGAUGACAGUUUUCCAGCUUCUCCAUUGGAAUGGUAGUCUGAAAGCCAUGAGAGAAAGGCAAUGCUCUCGUCAGGAAGUGCUUGCUCAUUACUCCCACCGAGCGCUAGACGAUGACAUGCGUACACAAAUGGCCGCUGACUGGGUCAGUCGAGAACACGUUUUAUCCAGUACCAUCAAUCGAGAGAUGGCCGCCACCGAGCGCGAGCUGGAAGAGGCCCGUCUGGCAGGACGGGAGCUGCGCUUUUAUAAAGAAAAGAAAGACAUUCUGCUAAUGGCAGUGGGGCAGCUAGGUGGGUCAAACACUACAACUCUGCCCUGCACAUGCUGAAGAGUAUGAAGACGUGUCAGACGUGGCAUAUGAUUGUACCAGAUAGCACUCCAAAACUCAAAACAGUGUGUAUGUGUGUUUGUGUGUGAGGAGGAGUCAAAGAAUCAGCAUUUUGAAUAAUUCCACAGACAUACGUUUCUGACUUUUUGAUUUGAACAUGUAAGGCAUUUUAAACUUGAACAGAAUUAAGCGCUAUAUUGCUAUUAUUACUAUACCAGUAUUAUCCUCCAGUGUUAUCGAUCGACUGUACUGGCACAUGGACCUAAUGUGUCGGGAAAAUCCGUUUUGAGGCCUUUUUUGCAUUGUACUACUCAUGAAUCCUAUUACAUGUGGGCGCUGCUUUUCUUUUUAGCUGAUUCGCCAAAUCACUGCCUAUUCGCUUUUCUUAGGAGAUAUAGUUGCAUGGUCAAGUCACCUUUAUAGCAACAGAUUGAUCACAGCGAUUCAGUUGUUUUUAAUAUUCUGCAUUUACAUUCACAUAAUAGCCUUGCUCAUUUAUUUGCUACACAUGUGCUUUUGGGGAAUAUACAAACCUUUGCUUUGUAAUGUUAAUCUUAAGUACGUUUAUGUAAACACACAUUUAUUCAGUACUUUUAAGUUAACUAAACUUUUCCUCGAGAGCCAAUUGCCUUAGCAUAAACGUUUGCUAAGGAAGCAACCUCACAAUGUUUUCAUAAAACAGAGGUCAGAUUUUCUCACACACUGUCAUUGGUGAGAAAUCCUUGCACAGGAAACAUAGCAAGGCCAUUUCCUCCAGCCGCCUUCUUAGCUACGUAGAAAAACUGAAUCUGUGCCCUCGUUACAUUGCCUUCUGUUACUUUUGUGAUUGUAGAGCAAUCAUGCUCAAGGCAACAUUUUAUUUCUACCUCCUUUCUGAAAGCUUUUGUGAACAUUUAUGAGCAUAUGAGUGCAGAUUUAGAUUUGUGUUAAAGGAAUAGUUCACCCAAAAAUGAAAAUUUGCUGAUAAUGUACUCACCCUCAGGCUAUUCAAAAUGAGUUUGUUUCUAUAUCAGAACAGAUUUGGAGAAAUUUAGCAUUACAUCACUUGCUCACCAAUAGAGCCUCUGCAGUGAAUGGGUGCCGUCAGAAAGAGUCCAAAGAGCUGAUAAAAGCAUCACAAUAAUCCACAAAUAAUCCAUAAUAUUGAUGUCUCUUCAGUGAAAAAGUCAUCCCGUCUGAAUCAGGAGAGAAAUAUGCACAAAUCAAGCACAGUUUACAAGCAAUAACAUUUUAAAACGGUUCUAAAUAAAUAUGUGAGUGGGUUUUGAUAUGAGAUGGGAUUUUUUUUUUGUUCUGGAGAAAGUGUUAUUAUAGAUUAUGGACCUUUAUUUUGGUCAGAAGCAACAUUUUAAAGUCAAAACACCUUAAUUAUGGAUUUGUUCCUUACAAACAUGCGGUUUUUCACUUCACAAGACAGUAACUGAUGGACUGGAGUCGUGUGGAUUGCUUGUGAGUUUUUAAUCAGCUGUUUGGACUCUCAUUCUGACGGCACCCAUUCACUGCUGAGGAUCUAUCGAUGAACAAGUGAUGUAAUACUAAUCUCUCCAAAUUUGUUCUGAUGAAGAAAUAAGCUCAUCUAUAUCUUGGAUGAUUGGAGAGUGACUAAAUUCUUAGCAAAUUUGCAUUUUUGAGAGAACUAUUAUUUCAAGAUGAGCAAUGCUUUGCAAUAGGUUGCUUGAUUCAGUGCAACAGGAAAUAAAACCAUAUAUUGCGUCUUAUAGACACUUGUUGGUUUCCCAACUCAAAAUGGUCCUUAUAGCCUGUACUAUGCUUAUAAAUUAGUUGAAAUCAUAAAUAUACAAUCAAAUAUUUUAAAAUGUAAUCACAUUGUUAUUCCAUCAUCAUAAAUAACUGUAUUAUAACUGAUCAUAAUGUGUUACUGGGUGAAGUGAUGUUGUGAACUUGAUUGUUAAUGUUUUAUCCCACCCAUUUGUUUCAGUAUUAGGGGCUACGGUUAUGUCACCAGUCAGUUACCUUUCAGAUCAUUUUAGAUCAGGAGAAAAUCUGAAGUAUCACUGCUUUCUCCUUGAACUGAAAUUUAAAAGACUAGCUGCUAAAUCUUGAUACUAACAUCACAAUGAUGCUUAAUGUAGGAUGUGCAUGGUGAGAAACAUCAAUGAUUGUCAUUAGCCAGACAGAUCUGAAAAUGUACUUUUAAGGGCUAAUUGUAAUUAUUUGUUUUCCAUUGUAGUAGUACAGUAAACAUCAUAGUUUAACUGCAGAACCGUCUUAAUUAUUCUGGAAGUUUAUAGGCUGGUAUUAUAAAAAGUGGUAAUAUAGACAGACUGUAUUACAGUUCUUUACAUUACAUAAGAAAAAAGAAAGUACCCGCAGAGUUUGUCAAAAAUGCAGCUAUCACUGAUAACCUAAAGCCCCCUUUCUUUAAACUUUCAUAAUGUGCAAGAUCACUACAAAUUAUUUAUUCAUUUGAGACCAUGUAUUUUGUGAAAUGACAGUGAACGUUUUGUGAAAGACGCCCAUUACUAACAGUACAAUUUGCAGUUAUAUUCAUAUUUCUUUUUCAGUGUAAUUACCACGUUUCUGAAAAUAAUUUCUGAGUGUUCUCUCAAAGUAAUUUGUUUGUAUUUGUUUGUACCUUGUCAUAUGAUUCCAUCAUAUGCCACUAAAGUGUAUUGAAAUGUAAACUGCAUUGCAUAUACAUUGCAUAUUACAUUGCAUAUAAUUUUAUACAAUUUGUUGGGUCUUUUCCCUGCUGUUUUUUACACUCUUGUUUACCAAAAUUAUUUUUCAAAUAAUACUUAAGGUAGUGAAAUUGAAUCAGUGCAUGUGAAUACAUUUUAUACAUUCUCUAUUUGUUUUGUAGUCUGCCAUUUUACAUGUUUUAUAAGAUUUUGAUGCGUAGCCAGUGUUUUGUUGAUUUAUAUUCUUUACAAAUCAAUAAAGCAAUUUCAAACUUA